GGCCGGGGAGCCCCGGGGGGUUGGGCGUGGGUGGCCCUUUAACUGGGGGCUCCGCGCGGGAGGGGCGCGUGACGGAGUCGGCCUUGGGGCCUGAGCUCGGGGUGAGUUCUGCUACGUCUUAUGCAUCGAAUGCGAACCAGCACGUCCCAGCGCUUGUUACCGAGCGAAGCUUGGUGUUUUCAUCUCCGACGUGAGGGGUCGGCCGAGGCCUCGCUGUACCCUCACGGUUAUCCACACUCUUCCAGGGCCAGCAGAAAAUGAUCACAUCCCAGGGAUCCUUGUCAUUCAGGGAUGUGACUGUGGGCUUCACCCAGGAGGAGUGGCAGCACCUGGACCCUGCUCAGAGAACCCUGUACAGGGAUGUGAUGCUGGAGAACUACAGUCACCUUGUCUCAGUGGGGUGUUCCAUUCCUAAACCAGAAGUGAUCCUCAAGUUGGAGCAAGGAGAGGAGCCGUGGAUAUUAGAGGAAGAGAUCCCAAGCCAGAGUGACCCAGAAUUAAUUAAUAACAGUAGAAACUAUUCAAGAAAGAAGUUCAAUGAGUUUAACAAAGGUAGAAAUUGGCUCCAUAAUGAUAAAUAUGAAAGAAUUCAUUCUGAAGAGAAACCUUAUGAAUAUAAUAAAAAUGGGAAUGGCUUCCACCUUAAUGACGACUUUGUUCACCAUCAGAAAAUUCAAAUUUUGGAGCAACCUUUUGAAUACAGUGAAUGUAGGAAAGCUUUCCAUGAGAAUUCACUCUUUGUUGUAAAUAAGAAAGCUUACACAGGGAAGAAUACCUGUGAAUACACUGAAUAUGGGAAGAUCUUCUGUGAUAUGUCAUCUCUCAUUGCUCAUCAGAGAACACAUCCAAGAGAGAAUCACUGUGAAUUUAAUGAAUGUGGAGAAAACUUCUUUGAGGAAUCCAUUCUCUUUGAGCAUCAGAGUGUUCAGCCUUUCAGCCAGAAGUCAAACCUCAUUCCAAUUCAGAGAACCCACUCAAUUGACAAUAUACUUGAGUAUAAUGAAUGUGGAACACUUUUUAGUGAAAAGUUAGUCUUUGGUGUACAGCAGAGAACACACAUAGGAGAAAAACCUUAUGAAUGUCAUGAAUGUGGAAAAACCUUCAACCAGAAGUCAGCCCACACAAGACAUCAGAGAACACACACAGGGGAAAAAUCUUGUGAAUGUCAUGAAUGUGGGAAAACUUUCUACAAGAAUUCAGACCUCAUUAAACACCAGAGAAUUCACACAGGGGAGAAACCUUUUGAAUGUCAGGAAUGUGGGAAAUCCUUCAGUGAAAAGUCUACCCUCACUCAACAUCAGAGAAAACACACAGGGGAGAAACCAUAUGAGUGUUGUGAAUGUGGGAAAGCCUUCUCAUUUAAGUCCGUCCUUACUGUACAUCAAAAAACACACACAGGGGAGAAGCCCUAUGAAUGUUAUGAAUGUAGGAAGGCCUUUCUCAGAAAAUCAGACCUCAUUAAACAUCAAAGAACUCACACAGGGGAAAAACCUUAUGAAUGUAACGAAUGUGGGAAAUCCUUCUCUGAGAAGUCAACUCUUACCAAACAUCUGAGAACUCACACAGGUGAGAAACCCUAUGAAUGUACUGAAUGUGGAAAAUUUUUCUGCUACUCCUCAGGUUUCACAGAACAUCAGAGAAGACACACAGGGGAGAAACCUUUUGGAUGUAAUGAAUGUGGGAAAAAUUUCCGUCAGAAGUCAGCCCUAAUUGUUCAUCAGAGAACUCACAUAAGACAGAAACCUUAUGAAUGUAAUGAAUGUGGAAAAUCAUUCUGUGUAAAGUCAAAACUCAUUGCACAUCAUAGAACACACACGGGGGAAAAACCCUAUGAAUGUAAUGUUUGUGGAAAAUCAUUCUAUGUGAAGUCUAAACUCACGGUACAUCAACGAACACAUUUGGGGAGAAACCCUAUAAAUGUAAUAAAUGAGGGAAAUCACUCUGGGUGAAGUCAAGAGUUUAUAGAAAACACAAAUGGAGAGAAAAAUCCAUUGAUACAAUGAUUUUAAUAACAUCUUUGGCCUAAAGUCAGUUCUCACAAUAUAGCAGAGAACUUAGAGAGGGGAGAGAAUGAUAUGAAGCUAUGGAAUAUAGAAAACUUUUGUGUUGGAAUUUGAACCAUACUGUAUAUCAGAAAACUCAGUGGAGAAAACCUAUUGGUGAAUGAAUAUAGGGAACCUUUUGCCCAAAGCCACACCUCACUAAACAUCAAAGAAAACACAUAAGUUAGAAACCUCUAUCAGCAUUCGUAGGGUAGAGAAGACUUUAUCCCCGGGCCUUAGAAAAUGCACAAAUUAUAGGAAACUAUAGGAAAAUAUUUACUCUGAGGUGAUGACUUGUGUGAAGUGCUUGAAGUAGGAUCUGGUCGAUGUUGGAAAUUACUAGAGAAAAUAUUUUAAAUAUGUGGAAGCUUUAAGUUAAAUCUAAGCUUAUACAUCAGAGAUUUUGAAGGGUUUCUAGCAAUUGAGGAAAUGUGGAGAACUUUUCAUUUAGAAAUAGUGUUUUAUUUUUGUAAAGAUACACUUUGGCCCCUUGCCAGGUCCGUUGUUCCCCUCUGUUUAAGGUAUUAGACGUGAAAACACACCACACUGGGAGCACAGUUGUAAGCACGUCAGAGGCUUAUUGUUCAGGCAUAUGCAAAACAAGAGAAGACUUUUAGCAAGAGGACCCACCAACAGGACUUUCUGAUGUCCAGGUAAAAGAGAGAGAUUUUGGAUCUGGUGACACAUGUAGGAGUAGCUUGCCAGCAGGAUGUUUUAGUAAUUCUGGGAUAGACUGAUUUUGAGUGGCUCAUCCUGGAAUAAUGGAUCAAAGGGGAAAGGUGAGUUGCUAUGCAUGCAACAUAGUGAAUGUAGGAAAAGUGAGUGUGGAGCAUAGGUGGUUUCUUCCCUGGCAAGUGUCAUCCUGUUGUGAGUGACUUACUGUACCCAACUCUAUUUCUCCACAUACUUAACACCUUUCAUAUGUGAUGUAACAAUUUAAAAAAACUGAAACAAUUAUAUAUGAAAAUGCAUUCUUAAAUAUAGAGCUUUAAAAAAGCACAAGUAGAGGGCGCUUGGGUGGCUCAGUUGGUUAAGCGACUGCCUUCGGCUCAGGUC
Molecule: messenger RNA, 3098 nt
Organism: Leptonychotes weddellii (Weddell seal)
Lineage: Eukaryota; Metazoa; Chordata; Mammalia; Carnivora; Phocidae
Gene: ZNF37A
Product: zinc finger protein 37A
Biological process (GO): regulation of transcription by RNA polymerase II
Cellular component (GO): nucleus
Molecular function (GO): DNA-binding transcription factor activity, RNA polymerase II-specific; RNA polymerase II transcription regulatory region sequence-specific DNA binding
Source: RefSeq, a predicted model, not a curated record